Mirounga angustirostris (Northern elephant seal) is the source of this 3256-nucleotide messenger RNA. It is a transcript of the gene ADRA1D, whose product is annotated as adrenoceptor alpha 1D. Gene Ontology annotation, cellular component: plasma membrane. The transcript is spliced from 2 exons. Gene Ontology annotation, molecular function: alpha1-adrenergic receptor activity. Gene Ontology annotation, biological process: positive regulation of vasoconstriction; positive regulation of cytosolic calcium ion concentration; phospholipase C-activating G protein-coupled receptor signaling pathway. The record is from RefSeq and is a predicted model, not a curated record. NCBI's taxonomy places the organism in Eukaryota, Metazoa, Chordata, Mammalia, Carnivora, Phocidae. Bases 660 to 2378 code for a protein of 572 amino acids.
CGCGCGCCCAAGGGCACCAGCGAGUGACCGAGAGGCUGGGGAAAAGGGCGGGAGGAAGGGGGCCGCGGCGGAGGGGAAAAGGGGAAGAGGCCCGGGAGCGGCGCGGGAAGGGGCGAGGAGCUGACGGCGAGGAGAGAGGGCGUUCGUGGGCGCCCGCGGCGGGGCAGGGGUGGCUGCCGCGGGGUCGGAGCGGGUGCCAGCGCCGCGACCCCUCCGGACCCCGGAAUUGCCGCUCGCCCGGCUCGCGCUGGCCCCUUCUCCGGGCGCGUGGGGCGCCCCCUCCCUCGGCGCCGGCCGCCCCCUCCUCCUCCCCGGCGCUGCCCCUCCUCCGUCCCGCCCCCCGCGCCCGGUCGAGAGCGCCGCAGUGGCUUUGCCUGCACUGCCCGGCCGGCUCGCCUGGGCACGCUCAGAGCGGCGCGCGUCGCCGGCCCCGGUUCUCCGGCCGCCUCCGCAGCCAGCCUCGGGAGCCCCGGCCGCCGCCCCCCGGCCCCGCUCCUCUCGCGGACCGCCGCGCCCCGCGCUACAGGAAUUCGGGCAGGACCCCGACGGGACCCGCGCGCCGCGCUGCAGCCGGAGCCCCGCGGCUAUGCCCGGGGCCCCUCUCCUGGCCAGUCGCCCGUCCUGCGCCCGGGCCCGGCCCCCGACGGCCGCGCGUUGAGAUGACUUUCCGCGACCUCCUGAGCGUCAGUUUCGAGGGACCCCGCCCUGACAGCAGCGCGGGGGGCUCUAGCGCGGGCGGCGGUGGGGGCGGCGCGGGCGGCGCGGCCGCCUCGGAGGGCCCGGCAGUGGGCGGCGUGCCGGGAGCCGCGGGCGGCGGCGGCGGCGGCGUGGUGGGCGCGGGCGGCGGCGAGGACAACCGGAGCUCCGCCGGGGAGCCGGGGGCCGCGGGCGCGGGCGGCGAGGUGAACGGCACGGCGGCCGUCGGGGGGCUGGUGGUGAGCGCGCAGGGCGUGGGCGUGGGCGUCUUCCUGGCCGCCUUCAUCCUCACCGCGGUGGCGGGCAACCUGCUGGUGAUCCUCUCCGUGGCCUGCAACCGCCACUUGCAGACGGUCACCAACUAUUUUAUUGUGAACCUGGCCGUGGCCGACCUGCUGCUGAGCGCCACGGUGCUGCCCUUUUCGGCCACCAUGGAGGUUCUGGGCUUCUGGGCCUUCGGCCGGGCCUUCUGCGACGUGUGGGCCGCUGUGGACGUGCUGUGCUGCACGGCCUCCAUCCUCAGCCUCUGCACCAUCUCGGUGGACCGCUACGUGGGCGUGCGCCACUCGCUCAAAUACCCCGCGAUCAUGACCGAGCGCAAGGCGGCCGCCAUCCUGGCACUGCUCUGGGCCGUAGCCUUCGUGGUGUCCGUGGGGCCGCUGCUGGGCUGGAAGGAGCCCGUGCCCCCUGACGAGCGCUUCUGCGGCAUCACGGAGGAGGCAGGCUACGCCGUCUUCUCCUCGGUGUGCUCCUUCUACCUGCCCAUGGCCGUCAUCGUGGUCAUGUACUGCCGCGUGUACGUGGUAGCGCGAAGCACCACGCGCAGCCUCGAGGCGGGCGUCAAGCGGGAGCGCGGCAAGGCCUCGGAGGUGGUGCUGCGCAUCCACUGUCGCGGAGCCAGCACGGGCGCCACCGACGGGGCGCCCGGGAUGCGCAGCGCCAAGGGCCACACCUUCCGCAGCUCCCUGUCCGUGCGCCUGCUCAAGUUCUCCCGCGAGAAGAAGGCGGCCAAGACGCUGGCCAUCGUCGUGGGCGUCUUCGUGCUCUGCUGGUUCCCCUUCUUCUUCGUCCUGCCGCUUGGGUCCCUGUUCCCGCAGCUGAAGCCGUCGGAGGGCGUCUUCAAGGUCAUCUUCUGGCUCGGCUACUUCAACAGCUGCGUGAACCCGCUCAUCUACCCGUGCUCCAGCCGCGAGUUCAAGCGCGCCUUCCUCCGCCUGCUGCGCUGUCAGUGCCGGCGGCGCCGGCGCCGCCGUCCCCUCUGGCGCGUCUACGGCCACCACUGGCGGGGCUCGACCGGCGGCCCGCGCCCCGACUUCGCUCCCGGCCACGACGCCGCGCCUCCGGGGGCCCCGCUGGCCCUCACCGCGCCCUCGGCCCCCGGUUCCCCCGGCACGCCCGAGGCGCAGGCCCCCGCGGCCGGUCGUCGAAAGCCGCCCUGCGCCUUCCGCGAGUGGAGGCUGCUCGGGCCGUUCCGGAGACCCACCACCCAGCUGCGCGCCAAGGUCUCCAGCCUGUCGCACAAGAUCCGCGCCGGGAGCGCGCAGCGCGCGGAGGCCGCCGGCACCCUGCGGGCGGAGGUGGAGGCCGUGUCCCUGGGAGUCCCCCACGACGUGGCCGAGGGCGCCACCUGCCAGGCCUACGAAUUGGCCGACGACAGCAACCUCCGGGAGACUGAUAUUUAGGGACCCCGAGCGAGGCCGGGGAGCGUGCUGGGGGAGGAGGAAAGGGGCUGCCGGUGGGGGAAGGGGGCAGGGCGGUGAGGGAGGCCGGCUUUGUUCAGGAGGCCGGGCCGGAUCAGGGACCCGGACACGGAUCAGGGACCCGGACACGGAUCAGGGACCCGGACACGGAUCAGGGCGGCUGCUCUGUGGCCUCCCUGAGGAACUGAGGCGGGGGUAGGGCCCUGGAAAGGGGAAAAGUUGUGGCCCCCUCCUGGACACAGGUGCCUGGAGCUCCUCCUUUCGGAGGAAGGGGCUGCGGGUUCCGGGGGGGCCAUUUGCUCCCAAUCUCUGUUUGAGAAAUACUGCCCCAUCCAUGCCCUGAACCCUGGACAGACAGCCUCAAGUGUGGCGAGGCAGGCCCGCCCCUCCUCUUGGGGAGGAAGGGUCGCAGAGGCCCUGCCUGGCUGUCCCCAGUGCCUCCCCGAGGGAAAAAGUCAGUGGGACCAGGGCUUUUCCAUGGACACAGUUUCUCCUUACUGCCCACUGGAGGAACCCAGCGGACCUGCCACCACCACCAAUAAGCUUUGGUGGCAGAUUGGAUGAGCAUCCUACAAGCCUGUUGUAUUUACCCAUGGACUCGCUCCCCCUACAGAGGCUCCUCCAUGCAUACCACAUCACCUGGCCCUGCCCCUCAUUAUGUCCCAAGGGCCUUACUGUUUACACUCUGUACAUAGUGCCUGUGCCCAUCACUUCUUGCCGGGAUCUGGAGCCAUCAAAUGGGGAGAGCUUUAUUUGUCAUUUUGAGACAUAUUUAUUGGUAAGAGUACUUCUAUUUUGUCCAAACUGUGCAAACAGUCCCUCUUCAGCUUGUAACCCAUAAAGAACUACCUUUUUUUUAA